Messenger RNA from Acromyrmex echinatior (Panamanian leafcutter ant), 4350 nucleotides. It is a transcript of the gene Slmap, whose product is annotated as Sarcolemma associated protein. NCBI's taxonomy places the organism in Eukaryota, Metazoa, Arthropoda, Insecta, Hymenoptera, Formicidae. Gene Ontology annotation, molecular function: protein binding. The record is from RefSeq and is a predicted model, not a curated record.
UAACCUUUUUAUUCCAUUAUUUUAAUUAUUGUUUUACAUAUUAUUAUGAUUAAACUUGUCUAUUGACUAGGAAGUAGCGCGAGAAUCUCCUUAAAGCAAAUUAGUGACUUAAUAAAAGCGUCUUUAUAAAAUUCAAGGCCAAUCUCUUGAUUGAUCACAAAUGUCGUCAUCACUUUGAACGACUGCUCUAAUAAUUAUAUUAUUUUUUUCUCCGGAUCUUGGCUGUUAGCGCAUAUGGCUGACGCUAGGUAGGUAAAGUAGAUUAUUCCGCAUCGCUCGCCCUUCCCCUCUCACGUGGUUCGCGUGUGGGGUAACAGUGGAACACGGAACUGGAACGGAGGGGCUGUCUGUCGAACACGGGACACGGGGAACAGCGAACCAUUGUAUUUUCACAGAGUCUGUACGUCGUCCGUGCUUGAUAUUUUUCGUAUCGAAGGUAGAAGUCGGUGGUGUAGUGACGUGACUGAUUCACCCCGGUCGUCACGCUCGCGUCGGCAACGUCGCCGCCGCCGCCGUGUCCCGGUCUCGCGACCGACGGGCCAGGUUGGCGUGAACGGAAUCGCCACGGGUCGGGAGAGCGUAACCCACGUUCACGCCUGCGAGAAGAGGACGACGUCGCGACGGUGAGACGUGUGUGUUUUCGCUGACCCUAUUUUCAUCCUGGAGGCUCGCCGGACGCGACGUCGACUUGGAGAUCGGAUCGACAUUCGCCGAACGGCUGUUUCUGGAAACCGGAACACCGCGUUCGAGCCAUUCGUUGAUCGAAAGAGGAAGAAGAGAGGGAGAGAAGGAGAGAAGAGAUAGGAAGAGAGAGGGAGUGUGAGAAUUUCUCGACGAAAAUAAGGGAGGUGCUGCGGGAGAGCGACGGGCGGUGAAGUGAUAUUUCAUUGAGGAAGAAAAACAUGACGGAUACGAUGUCGUCAUGCCUCGUCGUGUCGACCGAUAGAUCCCGAAAGGUCACGUCGGGAUCCUCGUGACCGAGCUCUUAGAAACGUGCUCGCGUAUUCGAUACACGUUUGACGUGAAGCGAAGCGAAGAUCUCGCUACAUCAGAUCCUAGCUCUAUCGUACAGUGUCGGUUACAAUAUAUCUCGAGAUUAAUAAUUUUUCGAUAAUUCCCACCGACGGAAUUACAACGGCUCGAUUUACGGUACGUGAAAGGGACUCUUCCUCGAAUUCGCUCGGAUUUACCAUCCAUCUCGGCUAUGGUUGUAGCUAGCAGCGGUGGUUGGGUACAAAAUGCCAGUUCGCCCGCUGGGCAGAACAACUCCAAUGUGAGUCAGAACAACAACACGCCGAACAACAACCAUAACAAUAACAAUUAUCGUAGAAAUACAAUAUUAAAAAAUCCAAGCAUAAAGAUGACCGCGAAAGGCGUGCUGAUCUGCCGGGACAAUUCCCAUCCCUUCCUAGAGCGCACAUUGACGUUGGAACAGCCGAUGAAGAUCGGCCGUUCGGUGGCCAGGGCGAGAGCUGCGACGAACAACGCGAUCUUCGAUUGCAAGGUGUUGUCCAGGAAUCACGCUCUACUCUGGUACUCCUCUGGUAAGUUUUACCUGCAGGACACGUGCAGCAGUAAUGGCACGUUUGUGAAUAAUCAGAGACUCAGCGCUUCCGGGCUGGAAUCAACGCCCAAGGAGGUAUGCUCCGGGGACAUAGUGCAAUUUGGCGUGGACGUUGUGGAGAAUACGAAGAAGGUCACCCACGGGUGUAUAGUCGCGACCUUGAAGCUAUAUCUGCCAGACGGAAAGGAGGCUAAAGCCAGUCUCAGCACUUCUGUCAGCUCACCCGCUGGGAACGUAUCCCUGGAGGAUCUUUACAAGCUCAAUCAGAUAAUGCAGGAGGCAUCGAGACGGGAGAAAGCCUUGUAUUCUAAACUGGGCUACUUGCAACAGCUAGUGGAGAAUACUCGGAAAGCCGCUAAUCAAUCGUGGAAGGCAUUGAUCACGGAGGAUCGUCUAUUGUCAUGGGUGAUGACUGUGGAGAAUCAACUGACAGUGUAUUCGAAGAAUUAUACUGAGGAUAAGAUCAGAAAUGAGCUUGCGAAGCUUCAGGAUGAAAAGGCGCAGUAUCAGAAUGCUGCCAAGGAGGCGUUGCAGAAGGUCUUGCAGGAGAAACUGGAGGUUACUCAGAGAUUGGUACAGUUGGAAGGACGUUUGAACGAAACGGAGGAGGAGUGUCAGAGUUUGCAUAACGUAGCCAAGUAUACUCAAACGGAGCUUCAGGAGCUCAGCGCGAAAUACGCGGAGGCGCAGAAGAAGCUCCAGGAGACCACCAACAAGCUCAUGGAAAGCGAGGAGAAGGUGAAGGAUGUGCUGCUCAGUGCGGAGCAAGAGAAACGGGAUCUCUCGAAACGGCUCGAGGAUCAGUCAAAAAUCGAGAAGAAUCUGCGGGCGAAGUUGCAUGAUUCGCGAUUAGAUUCCGUCAAUAUCUAUAAGCAAAUCACCGCUUUAAGAAAUUACGCGCAGACUCUGCAAGAUAUGAAUCUAAAGCUCGAGAUCGGUGAGAAUUUUGACUCGAAAGGCGAGGAUCCCAUAGAAGCCAUAAACGCUAUCCUUAACAAAUUGAAUUCCAUUCAUGUCGAUAAUAUGGAUGUGGACAGUGAAAUUAAUUUUUACUUCAACAAGAGCGAGCAAGAUAAUCAGUUUAAUUCGUCAGAUGUCGAUCCGAAGCUGAAGUCCGAUUUAUCUUUUACCAAAGACCAGAUGGACGAUCUGCAAACAACCGACGAUAGUCUCACGGAAUAUAUUCUGCCACCGUCGUUAUCCAGGCGAACUUUAGUCAAUGGAAAUCUGGGCAAUUUGGACAACGGCGAUACUAACGGAGACUCCGACACAAACUCGGAAGCGACCGAUGACGCGAGUAGUGUUACAAAUGAUGAUACAAGUGAGAAGAGCGUUAUAGAGAAUAAGAAGGAAGAGCUGGACACAGUUGGACAAGAGUCCAUGCAGACAUUUGUGCCCUGCAAGAUGGAGGUGCGAUUCGCAAACACUGAAAAUGGUCAACAAUCGGAAGUAUAUCACGAGCCAAUAAAACAAAUUGCCAAAGACGAUGAAGUGAAAAUUUCGAUGGGAGUAGAUGUCUCUAUAGAUACCGAGGAUGCGUUAGACAGUUCUAUCGUUGAUCCUGUGAUAGAUAAGGUCGACAAAAAAGAUCAACAACAGGAUAAUAAUAUCGUGCCAGAGUGUGAAGAACGCGCGGAAGGAGAUUACGUUAAGACUUUAAAACCUAUUACGAAGAACGAUACCAUACAGCAAGCCUUUCAUUCCAGGGACUACAUCCUGCAGACGUUGAUCGGUUCUCUGGAUUCGUUAAGAGGCGAAGAUAGCCUGGAGGCGCGGCAGAUAGUACAACGUGAAUUGGAGGAGUUGAAGGAUUGGCUGAUUCGCGAGCCAAACGAGAUCGUCAUCGACAGGCUGAAAGAGCUGUAUUACCGCGCGAAGAACGAGGCACAACGGAUGCAGGAAGUCAACGAGGAACUGGUUAUAGUGAAAGAGAAAUACAACGCGUUCGUCGAGGAGAAAGCGGAGCUUUCGAAGAAAUACAUGUCCCUCAAAUCGCAGUGCGGUGAUUUGCUCAGUACGACUUAUACUGUGCCAAUACACUACGUGGCACCUAUCGUGAUCAUGCUGGUGUGGAUGCUGUUGGAGAAAAUAUUCUAAUCACAUCUCUCUCCCCUGCCAUCAAACAUUCUUUUCUGUACAUAUAACACGCGCUACGACAAAUGUUUUAGUCUUUCCACUUCUCUUCAUUCUUUUACAAUAUCGACUGUAAUUGAUUGUAAAUUAUGUUAAGCUUAUCCGUUUCGUCGUUUGGAAACGACCAUAUCGAACACAAUUUAAUGUUUUUUAUACAAACAAUCGUUAAGAAUUGUGUGUACAUAUAUAUAUAUAUAUUUGUUUAAUUUCCCGAAUCGAAUCUCGGGGUUAAAGAUAAGGAGUUUCUCGUUAAAUAAAAUGCGAUGUUAAGCAUAGAAUGUGUCGCGUUAAUACGCCUUAUAAAAGGGAGGAGCAAGAUCAAAGACGAGGAAAAAAUUGUUUAUUGAAUGUAUAUGUAUGUAUAUCUUGAACACAGAAGCUCGACUUACGCUCUCUGGAGAGUAAAAGUAAUUGGAGAAAAUGUAGGCACGAUACCACGUAAAAUGUUCAACAUGCUGCCAAGCUGCUGAGUAUCAUAUCUUAUAAUAUGGCUCAAUUUUAUAAUAUAUCACAUAUUUUUUUCCGUUGCAUAUUAAUUUGUUUAAAAAUGAUAUGUUUUUUCCAUAGCGUAUUCUAAAGAUUGAAAUAUGUAGCCUUCACUAGAAUUUUUUCGAGAAUACUCUUUUUGAAAAUAAAAAAACAACACACACGCA